Molecule: messenger RNA, 957 nt
Organism: Suillus subalutaceus
Lineage: Eukaryota; Fungi; Basidiomycota; Agaricomycetes; Boletales; Suillaceae
Exons: 2
Coding region: 1-957 (318 amino acids)
Source: RefSeq, a predicted model, not a curated record
AUGGCAAAGCAAAACCAAGGAAGUGAAAUCUACGAAGUCAAGGAACUUGUCUUUCAAGUCUCUGAGUCCAACUACAUUGAAUUUCUGACAACAAUUCUCAUGAAGCAUGACAAAUCACACUAUAGGAUCACUGAGAGGAAGAAAUACACUUUCAAGUACCUCCUUGGCAAUUCUCAUGGGCGAGUGAUCUUUGUAUUAUUCAUAGAAAUUAAAACUUAUCUCACAGUGGUUGUUUAUAGACGUGCCGAAGCAAUGGAUGUCGACAACCAAGCUGAUUAUGCGGAAAUGGCAAAGAAACUCAUCUCCAAAGAGCCUCGAAAGGUGAAAAUAUUUGUUGACAUCAGUUCACUCACGUCUAUGCUCUUGUUACGAACUGUGCAAGAUCUCACACGCAAGGCUACCCCUUUGACACCAGUUCCUGUUCGAACUGUGACAUCACUCCCUGUCACGUCACCUGUUGCUCCAACACCCUCAACACUCACUCAUUUUUUGAAGUAUGCCAAAGACCACCUCGGUGUUGCAUUUGCCUCAACAUAUGAAGCCUCUCUGCGUGGCAUUGGUGCAGGUCCAGAUAUACUUGUGGACAUGGCUGACCAAGAUCUUGCUCGAGUUGGUCUUAGUGCAGGUGACAUUAUUCGGCUGAAGAAAGGCAGUGUUACAUGGUGGAAUGGGCCUCUCGCAAAGAGUAGUGCAAAGUGUCAACGGAGUGAUACAACUGAGUCGGACAUUCCCGAGUACAAGAAAUUCCAGUAUGAGAAGAGAUACCAUGAUGGGGGACGAGCUCGCAUCAGUGGAAGUUGUAUGAAGCCUGAUGAGCGUCCACCAGCGGAGCGAACAAUUUUGGACUAUGACCUUUACUACUUCUGUGAAAACAGGAAAAGUUGGGUUAUCUUUCCUCCUGGGUUCACCUUCGAGUCAGAGGGUGAUCAUGCAAAUGCAGAAGAUCCUUUUAUUUAG